GGCAAACUAAGGCCCUGAAUGACAGUGCGGCCGGCGACUGCGCAGCGCGGGACGCACCAAGGCACUGCCGCUUUAAGCACGCUUGCCCAUUGUUCGGAAUCGAGCCAAUGAGCGAGCGCCCGCUCCCUGUGCUCAGCCAAUAGCAUUCGGGCAGAGGAGGCCGAGCGCCGCCCACUAAUCUAUAUUAAAGGUUCUGGCGCCGCGUGAGUUCCCCACUGGCUGCUCUGAAAAGCCAUCUUUGCAUUGUUCCUGCGUCCGGCUUCGCGUUCGCCGCAACCACCUCCGCCGCGCGCCUCCUCCGCCACCCCGGACUCCGGCAGCUUUGUCGCCAGAGUCCUCGAACUCUCGCUCUCUUUUUAAUCCGCUGCAUCGGAUCACCGGCGUGCCCCAUCAUGUCAGACGCGGCCGUGGACACCAGCUCCGAGAUCACCACCAAGGACUUAAAGGAGAAGAAGGAAGUUGUGGAGGAGGCGGAGAAUGGAAGAGACGCCCCUGCUAAUGGGAACGCUAAUGAGGAAAAUGGGGAGCAGGAGGCUGACAAUGAGGUAGAUGAAGAAGAGGAAGAAGGGGGAGAGGAAGAAGAGGAGGAGGAGGAAGGUGAUGGUGAGGAAGAGGAUGGAGACGAAGAUGAGGAGGCUGAGGCAGCUACGGGCAAACGGGCAGCUGAAGAUGAUGAGGAUGACGAUGUCGACACCAAGAAGCAGAAGACCGACGAGGAUGACUAGACAGCAAAAAAAAAGUUAAACUUAACAAAACAAAAAAAGGCCACCGUGACCUAUCCACCCUCCACUUCCCGUCUCAGAAUCUAAACGUGGUCACCUUCGAGUAGAGAGUCCCGCCCGCCCGCCCCACACGGGCAGCGCCACCCGCAGAUGACACACGCUCUCCGCCACCCAACCAAAACCACAACGUGAAUUUGCAACAGGGGAGGAAAAAAGAACCAAAACUUCCAAGGCCCUGCUUUUUUUCUUAAAAGUACUUUAAAAAGGAAAAUUUGUUUGUAUUUUUUAUUUACAUUUUAUAUUUUUGUACAUAUUGUUAGGGGUCAGCCAUUUUUAAUGAUCUCGGAUGACCAAACCAGCCUUCGGAGCGUUCUCUGUCCUACUUCUGACUUUACUUGUGGUGUGACCAUGUUCAUUAUAAUCUCAAAGGAGAAAAAAAACCUUGUAAAAAAAGCAAAAACAACAACAAAAAAACAAUCUUAUUCCGAGCAUUCCAGUAACUUUUUUUGUGUAUGUACUUAGCUGUACUAUAAGUAGUUGGUUUGUAUGAGAUGGUUAAAAAGGCCAAAGAUAAAAGGUUUCUUUUUUUUCCUUUUUUGUCUAUGAAGUUGCUGUUUAUUUUUUUUGGCCUGUUUGAUGUAUGUGUGAAACAAUGUUGUCCAACAAUAAACCGGAAUUUUAUUUUGCUGAGUUGUUCUAACAAA
This is a messenger RNA of Leopardus geoffroyi (Geoffroy's cat), 1426 nucleotides long. RefSeq names its product prothymosin alpha (gene PTMA). The transcript has 5 exons. Bases 393 to 725 code for a protein of 110 amino acids. Gene Ontology annotation, biological process: negative regulation of apoptotic process; positive regulation of transcription by RNA polymerase II. The record is from RefSeq and is a predicted model, not a curated record. Lineage: Eukaryota; Metazoa; Chordata; Mammalia; Carnivora; Felidae. Gene Ontology annotation, molecular function: histone binding. Gene Ontology annotation, cellular component: nucleus.